Messenger RNA from Colletotrichum abscissum, 1593 nucleotides. RefSeq names its product alpha amylase. Gene Ontology annotation, molecular function: alpha-amylase activity; calcium ion binding. The transcript is spliced from 2 exons. The record is from RefSeq and is a predicted model, not a curated record. Gene Ontology annotation, biological process: carbohydrate catabolic process. Bases 1 to 1593 code for a protein of 530 amino acids. Lineage: Eukaryota; Fungi; Ascomycota; Sordariomycetes; Glomerellales; Glomerellaceae.
AUGCGUACCUCAACACUUGCGUGGGCCGCCGUCACGGCCCUCUCUGCCCUCGUCGAGGCUGCCGACCUCGAGGCGUGGAAGUCUAGAUCCAUCUACCAAGUCAUGAUCGAUCGUUACGCCCAUACCGAUGGCUCAACCGACCACGAGUGUGAACUCUACAAGUUCUGUGGUGGCACAUGGGCCGGCUUGACCAACAAGCUUGACUACAUCCAAAACAUGGGCUUCACUGCUAUCCAGAUCAGCCCCAUUGUCAAGAACAUGGACGAUGACACCGCCGUCGGUGAGGCUUACCACGGUUACUGGUCUCUCGAUAACUACGCCCUCAACGACAAGUUUGGUACCUCGGACGACUUCAAGAACCUGGUCAAGGAGAUGCACAACCGUGACAUGUACCUCAUGGUCGAUGUCGUCGUCAACAACAUGGUCCAGAAGCUCGACAGCCUGCCCCCCAAGCUCGACUACUCCAAGUUCAACCCCUUCAACGAGGAGUCCGACUUCCACCCUUACUGCAACGUCACCGAGUGGGACAACAGCACCAACUACCAGGACUGCUGGCUCUACCCCUACGGCGUUGCCCUCGCCGAUUUGGCCACCGAGAAGACCACCGUCGUCGAUGAGUUUGGCAAGUGGAUCAAGCAACUCGUCUCCAACUACUCUAUCGAUGGUCUCCGUAUCGAUGCCGCCAAGCACGUCAACGAUGCCUUCCUGCCUACCUUUGUCAACGCCUCUGGCGUCUUCGCCUUCGGUGAGGUCCUUACCGGAGCCCCCGCCGACUUCUGCCGCUACCAGACCCUGAACCUGCUGCCCGGCAUGCCCAACUACAUCGAGUACUACCCCCUCAACAAGGUCUUCUUCGGUGGUGACAUGAACGAGCUCGCCGACUGGCGCUCCCAGGCCCGCGAUGGCUGCACCGACAUCUUCGCCCUCGGAUCUUUCGUCGAGAACCACGACAUGCCCCGUUUCGCCGUCUACGAUGAGGAUAUUGAGCUUGCCAAGAACGCCAUGGCUUACAUCCUUUUGACUGACGGUAUCCCUACCGUCUACCAGGGACAGGAGCAGCACUUCAACGGUAACUCGACUCCCUUCAACCGUGAGCCCCUCUGGCAAUCCAAGUACGACACCACCGCGCCCAUCUACCAGCUCACCUCUACCCUCCUCAAGACCCGUAACGCCCUCCAGGCCACGAACAAGGACUUCGCCACCACGGCCUCUGAGCAGCUUUUCGUCGAGAACACUCACCUGUGCCUCCGCAAGGGCCCCGCGGGCGCCCAGGUCGUCUUCUGCGUCACCAACAAGAGCUCCAAGGGCGACACCUACCAGCUCAGCGUCGGCGGCUUCAACCCUGGUGAUGCGGUCGUCGAGGUCACCACCUGCGGCACCAGCACCGCCGACGGCACCGGCAACGUCACUCUGUACAUGGAGAAGGGUCAGCCCCGCGCCGUCGUUCUUGCGUCCUCCAUCGACGCCACCAAGAUCUGCCCCAACGGCACCACUGCCGCUGGUCAGAGCAAGAGCGCCGCCGGCUUCAUCGGCAGCAGCAUGACCCUGGUCCUGGCUUCCGUCAUGGCCGUUUCUUUUGCGCUCCUCGCAUAA